Molecule: messenger RNA, 1854 nt
Organism: Hirsutella rhossiliensis
Lineage: Eukaryota; Fungi; Ascomycota; Sordariomycetes; Hypocreales; Ophiocordycipitaceae
Exons: 3
Coding region: 1-1854 (617 amino acids)
Source: RefSeq, a predicted model, not a curated record
AUGGCGCCCAUCAGCAACCAGUCGCCUCACAUAGGGUUUCACACGCCCACUCAACAGGCCACUCGAGAUAAACCCAGCCCUCUACGGAUCGUGAAGCGCAGCCGACUGAUCGAUCACCACGAGAGUAGCCCGAAAGAAAUCGCGUUUCCCAGUGACGACGGCGUAGCGGGCACAUCAGAGUUAUUGGACAGGAAGUUCCCGUUGAAGAUCGUCAAGAGGCGUAGCCGACGCAAGGCCCCAGCAUUUCUGUCGGAUGAACCGGGCACAGACGGCUGGGAGCAGAACGCGGGCUAUCGGCCCAGCUUCUGGGCCAGCUCUGUGGAGCUGAGCCGCCCGCGGGGACGAGUUUGGGAGGAGACGCUGACGCGGUGCCGCGGACUGCUCACCAAGUCGACUCCCUUCCUCAAGGACUCCAGACAGCCGUGGACUAUGGGGAGGAGCGGUGCGCAUCGGCGAGCGCCCAGCUGUCGCACGGCUUCGUCGGGCUCUUCUAUCCUCGACUACGCCGACUACACCCCCUCGAACGGUCCACCAUCAUCCCGGCAGUCGUUCGGUGCCCGGCCCGCCGAGCGGCCCGCAUCGCCUCUGCACAAAUCGCCCGUGCCUCCACAGUCGACACCACCCCUCGAUUUCUCGCGAGCUGCCCAUCCCUUUGUCCUGUCUCCUUACAUUUCCGUCGUUUCUCAGUGUACCGGUCAGGAAGCAGGCCGGCAGUCUGCCUGGGCAACUGUCGAGGUGUCAGGCAGGCUCUCUCGGAUCCCUUCAUCUCGAUCGCCAUCGGGGAGCGGCGCACAGCCGUUAGUCUCCAGGGGCUCGUUUGUUGACCACCAGCUAGAUCGCUUUUUCGAGUUCGGCUGCCUAUACGACCUCAGCGUCGAGAUACUGCCUACCACGGAGUCCGCAAUCGUCCAAGUGGUACAGGAACAGGCUUUUCCUACCACCAUUCAUGCAGGGUCAAGCGUCAUUCUCCUCGUCCACGUCCAGAUAGACUCGGAGAAGGGGAAGCAGCGCAGCGGGACCGGACACGUUCGCCAAAAGUCGGACGAGCUCAUAGAGGAUCUGGAACUGGAGCUUGGCAGCUCAGCGGUGGGGUUCAUGCACAUCCGCGUGUCGUACUCUCACUCUGCCUUUCCCGAGCAAGUAGGUGCGGAGCCAGAUGCGGGCGGCGUUUCCGGCUUGAGGAGCAGAAUGGAGACGACGGCCACGGCCAGCCUGGUGAAGCAACAUAACGCCUUUUCGAUGUGGUCGCCUCGACCCGAGCCCCUGCAGAGCCAUAUACUUCCGCUCGUACAACGACACUGGGGCUUGGAAAAGGCAAUGUCGAUGAAGAGACUAAUCAUGGGACAAGAGCAACAACAGUCAAGGAGACUGCAAAGGACCUGCCAGGGGAAGACUGAAAAGGCGGACGCGCUGGGCUCAGACUCGGCAACCGCCCGCGCACCCACUACGCGCGCACCUGCGAGGCGGGCCAGCCUGCAUGCAGACCGCACUUCCAAGGCCUCUACGCUUGGCCCGGCUGUCGGGAAGCGAGCGCAGCGGCUGCUGUCCCCGGUCCCGCCGUCGGCGCCCUCCUCGCUAAGGAGCAGCACGAGCUCGGAAGAUGCGCGAUGCUACGGGGGACCACUGGACCCGCGCAAUUCGGGGGCCAAUACGAAAGGCAUCGUCGGCCCUGCCGGCUCCUUGCAGCGUCGGGUCCAGGACCGGGUCGGGACGCGCAGGGGUUCGGCGGCUCCUACCAAGGCGUGGGCUGCAUCGGAUCCGGAAGAGGGCCGAGAGGCCCAGCAGGACAAGGAGACGUUACAUGGCAAGCCCAUGAAGGACACGGGGUUCUGGAACUGGGGCCUGUGGUUCUAG